This is a messenger RNA of Fibroporia radiculosa, 1029 nucleotides long. RefSeq lists its product as uncharacterized. Gene Ontology annotation, biological process: coenzyme A biosynthetic process. NCBI's taxonomy places the organism in Eukaryota, Fungi, Basidiomycota, Agaricomycetes, Polyporales, Fibroporiaceae. The transcript has 4 exons. Gene Ontology annotation, molecular function: dephospho-CoA kinase activity. The record is from RefSeq and is a predicted model, not a curated record. Bases 1 to 1029 code for a protein of 342 amino acids.
AUGCACCACGACCAGCCCGACUCCGUUCCACGCUCCGUCCUCUUUGCCACCAUCCACCACUUGCACGAGCCCCCGCUCUUCCUCUCGGCUGCCAUCGCGACAGCCACCCGCAACUCGACCGACAGCCUCCGCAUCGUCCUCUACUCCCACUUCUUCAACGACCUCCACAACCCCCCGCCAGAUGAGGUCGACAACACCGGCCCCGUCUCGCAUACCGAAUACUGGGACGAGGUCCAGAGGCUCCUCACCUACGUCUACGUCCAGGCGACACAGGUCGCGCAGGACACGGGCAGGGUCCUCAUGGACAUCGACGUCCUGCUCAAGGGCUCCCAGGGCCACCCCCCAGAGGACUUCGUGCGAGACACCCAGCGCAUAUACCUAGUCCCGCACCCGCACCCCGCGCCCCCGCACCUCGCCUCUAUCCAGCACCGGCCCGACGUCGUCCUGUUGCCCCCCAGCGAGCACACGCGCCUCUCGCACGUCCCCCCCCACUCGUCGCGCACCCGCCUCCCGCCGCUCUACCCCGUCGUCGCCAUGGGCGGCACCUUCGACCACCUCCACGCCGGGCACAAGAUCCUGCUCAGCAUGGCCGCGUGGAUCGCCAGCGAGAGGCUCAUCGUCGGCAUCACCGACGACGUCCUCCUGAAGAACAAGGCGAACAAGGAGGUGCUCGAGGACCUCCCCGCAAGGACCGCGCGCACCCGCGCGUUCCUGGAGCGCUUCAAGCCCGGGCUGUUCCACGACAUCGUCCCCAUCACCGACGUGUACGGCCCCACCGCGUGGGACCCCGACGUCCAGGCGCUGGUCGUCAGCAAGGAGACCCUCCCAGGUGCAUCGUCCAUCCACGCGCACAGGAAGGACAAGGGCCUCCCCCCGCUCGAGACGUUCGUGAUCGACGUCAUCUCCGCGACCGAGGCCAGCAUCGACGACGCGGACGCCGAGAGGCUCAAGAGCGCCAAGAUGAGCAGCACGUACAUCCGGCAAUGGAUUGUCGAUCACCAGGCACGCCCGGAGAAGAUCCCUGCCUGA